This is a messenger RNA of Carcharodon carcharias (great white shark), 2208 nucleotides long. RefSeq names its product histone H2AX. NCBI's taxonomy places the organism in Eukaryota, Metazoa, Chordata, Chondrichthyes, Lamniformes, Lamnidae. Bases 793 to 1185 code for a protein of 130 amino acids. Gene Ontology annotation, molecular function: DNA binding; protein heterodimerization activity; structural constituent of chromatin. Gene Ontology annotation, cellular component: nucleosome. The record is from RefSeq and is a predicted model, not a curated record. The transcript has 4 exons.
AUUGAAAUCUAUUGGGAUUUUCUCUCCUCAAUGCUGUAAUGUAUAUUCCAAGUAUUGCUGCUGAUUCAUGCAACUUGUCGGCAUUUGGACAGUGGACAGUGGGAACAGGCGGACAGUGAGGAUGGGGAACAAUCAUCUAAAUAUCACCUAUCGCAGGGACCAGCUUUUCAAGUGAUAAGUGUUAUAGAAACAUUGUAACAGCGGCUGUUAGUUUCAGGUGACGGCUCUAACAAUGGGAGCUGGAGAUUGAAAGCUGACCUGCAUCAAUGCCUCUGUCCCCUAGGCUAGUGACAUCCUUGGAUCAGAACAGGCAAGUACAUGAAGGGAUCAGUUUCAAGCUGAUGAUUGCUCCAGCCAAAUUAAAAUGCAGAUGUCUUCUUCUAAAAGACAGCAGAAAACAGCAAGUGCCGAAUAUAACAACUUGUACCGAUCAGUAUGGAGGGCGAUGAGUUGACCACUGCCAUUGCCUAUUUAACGGGGGGCUCGCUCGGCCAGUUCCAAGAGCAGCAUUAGGCCCAUUGCUUGUCGACGAGAGUUCAGAAACCAUAAAGUGCAAGUUAUAGUGACCUGGUGACAUCUACUGGCCGAACACGAGUCGUGCAACAAGCGACUCCAGAUUGGUGAGUCAAGCAGAGAUCUGAUUGGCAGUAUGAAGAAUAUGACGAUUAUUUUACGAAAAUUACAAUUAACCAAUCAGUUCUGAGCACACCACCAUUCCUCCUGAGGGUAUAAGAGAAGUGAAAGAAGGCGGAUAUCAGCAUUUUCUGUGAAAGUGUUUGCGGGAUUGUUACAAUGUCUGGAAGAGGAAAGACCGGUGGGAAAGCUCGGUCCAAGGCCAGGUCUCGCUCCUCCCGGGCCGGACUGCAGUUCCCGGUGGGCCGCGUUCACAGGCUGCUGAGGAAGGGUAACUACGCUGAGCGUGUGGGUGCCGGAGCCCCGGUCUAUCUGGCCGCCGUGCUGGAGUACCUGACGGCUGAAAUCCUCGAGCUGGCCGGCAACGCGGCCCGGGACAACAAGAAGACCCGCAUCAUCCCCAGGCACCUGCAGCUGGCCGUCCGCAACGACGAGGAGCUGAACAAGCUGCUGGGAGGGGUGACCAUCGCUCAGGGCGGAGUGCUGCCUAAUAUCCAGGCCGUGCUACUGCCCAAGAAAACCGGCGCCUCUGCAGCCGCCAAGACCAAGUGAAGCGACCAUUCUUUAAACCGAGAACCCAAAGGCUCUUUUCAGAGCCACUCACUGAAUCAGUGAAAAGGGCGACCUGUUGUCUAUCCGGAUGUGUGAUAACAUCCCUAUCGAUUCUGAAUGACAUUAUAUUUCUAAUGCGAUCUGUGAAAACGAUGGUUACAACGAGACGCUGGCGCUGUUGCCUUAUCCAGACAUCAGGAGUCUCUGCUGCAUCUAUAUAUGACCAAUUGUCAAUGUUCAGAAAGACGUUCUUUAAUAAUUAAGUCAUCCCAUUUCUAAUUCAAUGAUGUGAAAUUGCAUACAAUUGUAAACAGAAUCAGCACCAAACCCCAAAUACAGCAGAGGGAGGGAACCGGCUAAACAAAAUGAAUGAAAAUAAAUUGUCGCUCUGACAAUUAGGAGCUGGAGCUUUUAAUAAGAAAUCGCUGCUCUUUCUCUGCACGACUAGGCGGCGUUAAAAAAGAGCCUUUGUGGCAUGUGAAACUGAAUCCGGGUUUUAGUGCAUGUGUGAACAUUCCGAUCGCUUCGCAAUGAAAACAUUCCUGAUGAUAUCUGUGAACGAAUGGGUUAGAGUGAGACGCAUCCUGCUAGCACUGUUACAUCUUACUGACAUCAGUUAGUAUGUGCUGCAUCUAUUUAUGCCCAAACUCUUCUAUUAGGGAAAACGUUCCCAAAUCAUUAAAACAAUCGCCUUUGAAAUGACCUCAGAUAGUCUGAAACAUCAAGUAAAGGGAACAAAGGUCAGUUACGGGGUGACAAAUUGAGGAAAAUAAAUUGUAGGCCUGAGACGCUAAAGUGCUGGUGUGGUUAAGAGAUGGCAGCUCUUUCUCUGACCGACUUGGUGGCUCUUAAAAGAGCCUUUGUCGCACUUGGUGAUGAGGUGGGGUGUUUAGGCGCGCUCCCCGCGGAUACGGCGCGCCAGCUGGAUGUCUUUGGGCAUGAUGGUGACCCGCUUGGCGUGGAUGGCGCACAGGUUGGUGUCCUCAAAGAGCCCCACCAGGUAAGCCUCGCUGGCUUCCUGCA